Cyprinus carpio (common carp) is the source of this 4780-nucleotide messenger RNA. RefSeq names its product cell wall protein DAN4-like. The coding region runs from base 165 to 4139 and encodes 1324 amino acids. Lineage: Eukaryota; Metazoa; Chordata; Actinopteri; Cypriniformes; Cyprinidae. Gene Ontology annotation, cellular component: membrane. Gene Ontology annotation, molecular function: G protein-coupled receptor activity. Gene Ontology annotation, biological process: cell surface receptor signaling pathway; adenylate cyclase-activating G protein-coupled receptor signaling pathway. The transcript has 32 exons. The record is from RefSeq and is a predicted model, not a curated record.
CUUCACUGAAACGCUUCACAAGACAGUUAAACCUGAGCAUCUUAUAAGUUACUAAGAAACUUCUGGAAGGACACAUUUUGGUAGGUGAGUUCCUGUUAUUCUGUGGGAAAGCAGGCUGCGGCUGUCAACAGAGACACAUUUUUGUGUGAGAGAAGAAUAUAUCCAUGGUUUGGUGCGGCUGUACAGAUCAUGAUGUGAAGCACAUCAGGUUGUCUGUGCAAGUGUCCAUAAGAGGGAUGGCGACCAAAGGAUUGAGUAGAUGGAGUUUUGGAUUCUGGAGCCAACUGGAUUAUGUGUUUUUCCUAGUCCUGCUCCUGCUGUGCCUUCCAGUAACAUCAAGCAUAAGUGGGAUAACAGUUGGGUUUUCAGACAUCACAACACCUACAGGACCCCCAAAUUCAACAACCACAGAUAACAUUACCACAAUGCAGUCAUCUACAACCGAAGGUCUCAGUGGCUCAUCAACAGUGCCAUUAACAACAAGCCACGUUACUGUGCAAAAUACAACAACAAUGGUGGAAACCACAGCCACAUUUUCUAGCAUAAGCACAACUAUCCCAGCAACAACUUUUACGAUGGAAUUCCAUAGCACUGAUAAUCAAACUGUGGAAACCACACCAUACACAACCACUGAAAACACGACUUCUUUUGAAACAACCGCAAGCUCCACAUCCACCGAAAACAUGACCUCUUUUGAAACAACCACAAGCUUCACAUCCACCGAAAACAUGACUUUUGAAACAACCGCAAGCUCCACAUCCACCGAAAACAUGACCUCUUUUGAAACAACCACAAGCUUCACAUCCACCGAAAACAUGACUUUUGAAACAACCACAAGCUCCACAUCCACCGAAAACAUGACUUCUUUUGAAACAACCGCAAGCUCCACAUCCACCGAAACCAUUACAUCUUUUGAAACAAAUGCAAACUUCACAACAUUUACAGCAACAACCGAACCAUCAUCCUCCGCCAGUAUAACUGAUUCAACACCACUGCUGACAACCGUUAAACAAACACCAUCUGUGUUUUACUGGAUGACUAUAUCCUAUGAGGCAACAGUAGGAGACCAAAGUGAACAAAAUCUCAAAACAAUGUUUGAGUGGUUCUUCAAAGGCAACCUAGACACAUGUGCAGUUUCCAGUGAGAGCUCCCCAUUUGUGAUGUCACAAAGCGAAAGCAUAUCUGUCAAUGUGUUUUAUUAUGAGCUCCCCAGUUCAUAUGUAGAGAAAACUGGCCUGUUUGAAGCCAUGGAGUUUACAUGUGAACCAAAAAAUAUUACAAAGAAUGCACAAUGCAAUAUUCUACUGAAGCUGAGUGCACCUGUCAGUGUUUGCUGCAUGAUGAAACUGACAGUGACACUGGAAAGUGUUGUUGUGGUGGGACAAAUAGAACGAGUGGGUGUGUGUGCAGAUGACAUAACACAUUUCUUAGCUGGACAAUAUAACAAAUGCAAUGAGACAGUCAAAGUGACUGAAGAUGUAUGUAGUGUAAAACCACAGAACAUUUUGUGUGGAAACAGUACAAAUGUGAUUUUUCCGUUGGAUACUGGUGUUCAGGAGAUCUGUCCUACUAUGCCACCACCGCCAACAUGUACUUGUUCCUCACACUGCAAUAACUCAGAUUUCUACUAUUACCAUUUUAACAUUACUUGGUCCACUGAAAUUUUCUAUGCGGAAUACGAGUAUCCCUACUACACGCUACGCCAGUCCGUUUAUCAGUUGUUAAAUCACUCAGAAUGCAGCAACAUUUUAUCUGCAUGUAACAGUGUACAAACUUUCAGAAAUCACAUUCAGGACAUAGGUGUGAAUUAUUUCACAGAAAGCACUUUUCAAGUUAUAGUUAAACUAGACAGAGCAAUGGACCUGUGUGAUGUUCACACAGCUGUAGAGGCCAUCUUUGAACCUCAGAAGAACUUCACCUUCGACGGAGUUGUGAGCAGAGUAGCUAUCUGCUCUUAUUCUUCGGAUCCUUUAAGAGAUUAUUUCAUAUGGAAGCCGUCUUUGAGUACAAAUUUCAGUUCUGAAGGCUUCUGCAUGGAGUCAAACAGAGAAAACUUGUUGACAGAUUACUGCUUAAGAGGACUGAAAUAUUUGGAAGGAAACGUGGGUAUAGUCAUUCCCCUGAAUGGCAGCUGUAAUUCAUCUACACCCAUGUUCCAAAACAUUACCACAACUUCUCCAUCUUUCACAGUGUCCACGACCACGUCAGGGGCAUUAGAUGCUGAAGGACUGUUGAAGUUGAGUGCAAAAGCCCCGUCUUUAAAUGCCACGCAGGUGGAGCAGAUCUUAUCACAGCUAGAGUCACUCCUCUUUGGGCCCAACAUCAGUCUGGCCUUGGCAAACACCUCCAUCAAUAUUGUCAGCAACCUCCUCAAUGUUCCUGUAGCUGUAAUGACUCCUUUCUCAAAGAGGGCCAUUGGGAUUGUGGAUACAGUGGGUCUUAAAUUGGUUGUAUCAGGGACGAGUCAGUCAAUACUUUCACAAUCACUGGCAAUGGCAGUGAAGAAAGUCGAUGGGACCAACUUUCAGGAGACAUCCUUCUCGUUAAUCGAAACAUCUAACGUGCAGAUUCAAAGUCACCCCAGCCUGGAGACUGAAGACAUCAUGGUUCAGGUCCGGUCCACUCUUCUGGGUUCAAUCAUCCUCCCAGCAUCCCUCACACAGAACCUCACGGCAGAACAGCAGCGGCUCGCAUCCAGAGUCCAGUUCAGCUACUUCCAGAAGAGCACCUUCUUCCAGGACAAAAAUUUGGGUGAAAGUAAACUAAACAGCGGGAUUGUGGGUUGCAGUGUGGCUAACCUGAGCAUCUCUGGUCUACAGAAGGAAGUGGUGAUAACCCUGCGAAACACAGGGCCCAUUCCGGCUAAUUAUAAAGCUUCCUGUGUAUUCUGGGACUUUGGAUUAAAUGGUGGCUCGGGUGGCUGGAAUCGUUCUGGAUGCCAUGUGCUGAACUCUUCUGCUGAAGAAACUCAGUGCGCCUGCAAUCACCUAACCAGCUUUGGUAUUCUGCUAGACAUUUCAAAGACUCCCAUCACUGGACAGCAUGCUGAAAUCCUGACAUACAUUACAUACAUAGGAUGUGGCAUCUCAGCCAUUUUCCUCUCUGUCACCCUGCUCACAUAUUUGGCCUUUGGUAAACUGCGCAAAGACAUCCCGUCUAAGAUCCUUAUUCAGCUGUGUUUGGCCUUGCUGCUGCUAAACCUGGUGUUCCUAUUGGACGCCUGGCUGGCUCUGUACCCAGAUGCUGUGGGUCUUUGCAUCUCCACUGCUUUUUUCCUGCAUUAUUUCCUCCUGGCAUCCUUUACCUGGAUGGCACUGGAGGCCUUCCACAUGUAUCUGGCCAUUGUCAAGGUGUUCAACACCUACAUCUCCCGCUUUAUGGUCAAGAUAGGACUUGUUGGAUGGGGCAUUCCUCUCGUCAUAGUCAUAAUUGUCAUAGCCUUUAACAAAGACAACUAUGGCCUUGUGACAUACGGGAGAUUUGGAAAUGGAGCAACUGAUGAUUUUUGCUGGAUAAAAAACGACAUUGUCUUCUAUGUUGCUGUGGUGGCGUACUUCUGUCUUGUCUUCCUGCUGAACUUCAUCAUGUUUAUCAUCGUGAUGGUCCAGCUGUGUCGCAUUAAGCAGCAGAACCCUCAGAACGUGCAGAAUCGCAGCGGCUGGCAGGAGAUACGCAGUGUAGCUGGACUCUCCAUGCUUCUGGGCCUCACCUGGGGCUUCGCUUUCUUCGCCUGGGGUCCUGUUAACCUGGCCUUCAUGUACCUGUUUGCUAUUUUUAACACUUUACAAGGAUUCUUCAUCUUUGUGUUCCAUUGUGCCAUGAAAGAAAACGUCAGACGACAGUGGAGGACAUACCUGUGUUGUGGCAGCCUGAGACUGGCAGAAAACUCAGACUGGAGUCGCACGGCAACUCAGAAGAAAAACAAAGCCUCCAAGAAAAGAAUGUUUUCAUUCCGCUCGUCGAAUUCUAACAAUUCGAGCUCAUCUUUCCUGAACCAUGACAGCUUGGCAUCUGAUAUGCCAAUGGAUGUUGGCAACCCGAUGGACGACAGGAAAAUAACUGCAGCAGAAAAGCCCAGCUCAGGUUCUGACGUGGUAUUGAACGAGAUCAACAACCAGUACCGAGGUCAAAGGUCAUAAUGAAUAAACUGAUCACAGCCGGAAUGAGUGCAUGUGCAUGUAUGCAUGUACUAUGUUCUAAUGAGUCACUGUAUUUCACUGGUAUUAUAAAUUUACAGAAAGUAUUGCGUGUUGUAUAUUCAACAGAAAUAUUACUUAAAGCUUUUCAAAAUAAUAAAAUGUACAACAUAAGAGUAUAACAAAAGAAAUACAAGUUGUAGAGUGCCUUGUUGAUAAUUUCACAAAGUUUUUUUCACAAACACACUUGUGCAUUCAAUAUGCAAUAUACUGUAAUCAAAACAAAUGAUGGUGAAUAGUAUUACUGAUGAAUUAUAAAGAAAGUUCUGAAGGUCCCAAUGUUGCUGUACAAAAACAUCUUCAAUCUGAUUGGCUGACUGCUACACAGUUUCCAUGAAUCAGACUGCACAGGUUAAAAGUCAACCAGGUUUACAAGGAGCAAGGCUUCUACUGAAACAUUUUUUGAAGUUCAUGGCAUCAAAUGAAUUCCAUUUUAUUUGGACACAUGAAAAUGUCUAUUCACACUUUUUCUUAAAUGUAAUGUUGCAUAGUUUGUCUUGUGUUAUGCUUUCACAGAUUUCAGAUCUACCCACAGUUUCCACAAAAAUAUUAAGCAGCACAGCUGUUUUCAUCAUUACUAAUAA